AUGGAUGAACACUUGAUUUCCACAAUUAACAAAUUGCAGGAUGCAUUGGCUCCUUUAGGAGGAGGUUCGCAAUCUCCCAUCGAUUUGCCUCAGAUUACCGUGGUGGGUUCGCAAUCCUCUGGUAAGUCUUCCGUCUUGGAAAACAUUGUUGGGAGGGAUUUCUUACCACGUGGUACUGGUAUUGUCACUAGAAGGCCUUUGGUUUUGCAGUUAAUUAAUAGAAGAUCCAAGAAAGAGAAGGAAGCUGCGCCUCAAGCGAAUACCAAGAACGAUGUUAGUAAACAAUUAUUGGAUUUGGACUUACAAGACGAUGCUGAUAAGAAGGAGGCUCCAGCUUCUGAUAAGACUAAGAAGGGUGAAAAGGGAGCUACCAGUCAAUCCGAAGAUAAUGCAGAAGAAUGGGGUGAGUUUUUGCAUUUACCAGGUAAGAAAUUUUUUAAUUUUGAUGAAAUUAGACAAGAAAUUGUUAGAGAAACUGAAAAGGUUACCGGUACCAAUGUCGGUAUUUCUUCCAUUCCAAUCAAUUUAAGAAUUUAUUCGCCAUAUGUCUUGACUUUGACUUUGGUGGAUUUACCAGGUUUGACUAAAGUGCCCGUUGGUGACCAACCUCCUGAUAUUGAGAAACAAAUUAAGAAUAUGUUGUUGAAAUAUAUUUCUAAACCAAACGCCAUCAUCUUAUCUGUUAAUGCCGCUAAUACUGAUUUGGCUAAUAGUGAUGGGUUGAAGUUGGCAAGAGAAGUGGAUCCUGAAGGUACCAGAACUAUCGGUGUCUUGACUAAGGUUGAUUUAAUGGACCAAGGUACUGAUGUUAUUGAUAUUCUAGCGGGGAGAGUUAUUCCAUUGAGAUAUGGGUACAUUCCAGUUAUUAAUAGAGGUCAAAAAGAUAUUGAAGGUAAGAAAACCAUUAGAAGUGCCUUAGAGGAUGAAAAGAGAUUUUUUGAAGAACAUCCAUCUUAUAGUUCCAAAGCUCAUUAUUGUGGUACUCCAUAUUUGGCUAAGAAAUUGAAUUCUAUUUUAUUACAUCAUAUUAGACAAACUUUACCUGAUAUUAAGGCCAAGAUUGAAAACACAUUAAAGAAAUAUCAAAAUGAAUUGAUAAGUCUUGGUCCAGAGACAAUGGAUUCAUCCAAUUCCAUUGUUUUGAGUAUGAUUACAGAUUUUUCGAAUGAAUACUCUGGAAUUCUGGAUGGUGAAGCUAAAGAAUUAACAAGUCAAGAAUUAUCCGGUGGUGCUAGAAUCUCAUUUGUCUUUCAUGAAGUCUUCAAGAAUGGUGUGGAUUCAUUAGAUCCAUUUGAUCAAAUUAAGGAUUCUGAUAUCAGAACUAUCAUGUACAAUAGUUCAGGUUCGGCACCUUCUUUGUUUGUUGGUACACAAGCUUUUGAAGUUCUGGUCAAGCAACAAAUUAAAAGAUUUGAAGAACCAUCAUUACGUUUAGUAAAUUUAGUAUUUGACGAAUUGGUUCGUAUAUUGAAACAAAUUAUUACGCAACCUAAGUAUGCGAGAUACCCAGCAUUAAGAGAAGCCAUUUCUAAUGAAUUUAUCGAUUUCUUGAAGGAAUCUAUGAUUCCGACGAACAAAUUUGUUACUGACAUUAUUGAUGCAGAACAAACGUAUAUUAAUACAGCACAUCCUGAUUUAUUGAAAGGUUCUCGUGCCAUGGCUAUGGUAGAGGAGAGAUUACAUCCACCUCGUCAAAUUGCCUUGGAUCCUAAAACUGGGAAACCAUUACCACAGCAACAGCAACAACAACAAAAUCCUUCCAAUGACGUCCUUGUUAGUGAGGAUAAGAAUGGGUUCUUUGGUGGUUUCUUCACAACUAAAAACAAGAAGAAAUUGGCGGCUUUGGAAUCACCUCCACCUGUCUUAAAAGCCACUGGCCAAAUGACCGAGAGAGAAACUACGGAAACCGAAGUUAUUAAGCUGUUGAUUGAAAGUUACUUCGGUAUUGUCAAGAGAACGGUGGCCGAUAUCAUUCCUAAGGCAUUGAUGCUAAAAUUGAUUGUCAAGAGUAGAACAGAUAUUCAAAAAGUUUUGUUAGAGAAAUUGUACAGUAGCGGUCAAUUGAAGGAUUUGACUAAGGAAAAUGAACUAACCAUUCAAAGAAGGAAAGAAUGUAACAGAAUGGUGGAUAUUCUAAGAAAUGCCAGUGAGAUUGUCUCAUCUGUCUAG
This is a messenger RNA of Naumovozyma castellii, 2169 nucleotides long. RefSeq names its product dynamin-like GTPase VPS1 (gene VPS1). Bases 1 to 2169 code for a protein of 722 amino acids. The record is from RefSeq and is a predicted model, not a curated record. The transcript has a single exon. Lineage: Eukaryota; Fungi; Ascomycota; Saccharomycetes; Saccharomycetales; Saccharomycetaceae.